Quercus robur (English oak) is the source of this 3798-nucleotide messenger RNA. Its product is annotated as 3-oxoacyl-[acyl-carrier-protein] synthase II, chloroplastic-like. The transcript is spliced from 20 exons. The record is from RefSeq and is a predicted model, not a curated record. NCBI's taxonomy places the organism in Eukaryota, Viridiplantae, Streptophyta, Magnoliopsida, Fagales, Fagaceae. Bases 410 to 2719 code for a protein of 769 amino acids. Gene Ontology annotation, molecular function: acyltransferase activity.
AGGGACUUCAGAGAGAGAAGAGAGAAGAAAGAAGAGAGUGAGAGAGUACUUGUCGUUCUGUUCUGAGGACAAGUACUCUCCGAUUGCACAAAAUCAAAAACUUGGCGUCUCAAACGCUUUCCUCAUCCAAAUUACUCUGAAGACUUGUUCUACUAUAGAUUACUACGCUUUCUUCCAUAUAAUCAAUCGAAUGUGACCUCUCCUUCUUCGCCAACUAUUCUCACUACCGUUCUUCUCUAUGCCUCUCUCUCAUUUCCAUCUUCUAGAUUGACAUCAUCUCCUACAGCCUUUUUCAUCGCCAUUAAUCCAAUCAAAAUCACUUUUUUCCAUCUGGGUUUUCUUGUUCUUGUUCUUCUUCCAUUGGCAGUUUGCACACAUAUAUAUAUUUCUUUGUGUGUGUCUCUCUCACAUGGCUACAGCCUCGUGUGUCACAUCUCCGCUGUGCACGUGGCUUGGGCCUGCUUGCAUGUCGGUCACGUGCGGAGGGGACCAAUCCACGUGUCCUUCCAUGUUGGGUUCCUCCUCGUACAUGCACAGCAACAAGCGACUCUUUGGCAGCAAAUGGGGUCGGAGGAAGAAGAGGGUGUUCUUGUCUAAAUGUAGCUCCGAAUUGCAGAGCCAGAGGGACUUGGUUUCCUCUCUCUGUGGAUCCAGCUUUCAGGGCCUCACGACUUCUUGCCGAGCUUUCGAGCCUUGCGAUCAGUACUAUGCCUCCAACGCUUCCUUUUCCUCUCUCUUCGGAUCCGGCAAUGUUCGUGUUCCUUCAAAUCGGAGACACACCCGUUUCAAUCGAGCCGUCCAUUCAGGGGAAGCCAUGGCUGUUGCUGUGCAACCUUCCAAGGAAGUCGCAACAAAAAAGAAACCAGUCACAAAGCAAAGGCGAGUAGUUGUGACAGGGAUGGGUGUGGUGACCCCACUUGGUCAUGAUCCAGAUGUCUUCUACAAUAAUUUGCUUGAGUGUGUCAGUGGCGUAAGUGAGAUAGAGGCUUUUGAUUGUGCCCAAUUUCCAAUGAGAAUUGCUGGAGAGAUCAAGUCUUUUUCAACUGAUGGAUGGGUUGCGCCAAAACUUUCCAAGAGGAUGGACAAAUUUAUGCUUCACAUGCUUUCUGCUGGGAAAAAAGCCUUGGCAGAUGGUGGAAUUACAGAAGAUGUAAUGAAUGAAUUAGAUAAAGUGAGAUGUGGAGUUUUGAUUGGCUCAGCAAUCAGUGGCAUGAAGGUUUUUAAUGAUGCGAUUGAAGCCCUAAGGAUCUCAUACAAGAAGAUGAAUCCUUUUUGCGUACCAUUUGCAACUACAAAUAUGGGUUCUGCCAUGCUUGCAAUGGAUCUGGUCAACUUACUAUUUUUCAACUUUGUGAUACACCUUGAUGGGUUUUGGGCUGGUGUUAUCCUUUGCGUAGAAAAGGCAUUAGCUCAGUCUGGGGUAUCUAGGGAAGAUGUGAAUUACAUAAAUGCACAUGCUACAUCCACACCAGCUGGAGAACUAAAAGAGUAUCAAGCACUUCUUCAAUGUUUUGGCCAGACUCCUGAGUUAAGAGUGAAUUCUACAAAAUCUAUGAUUGGUCACCUAUUAGGAUCAGCUGGUGUGGUGGAAGCUGUUGCAGCGACACAGUUGAGGAUGCAAAUGGAUCAAAGCAUUACUCAUGGGGUCGAGGUGAUCGCACCAAAACGGCAUCUCGUCUUCGCCUACUACCUCACUGGUCAUGGCUUUGGCCACGCCACUCGUGCCGUCGAGGUUGUCCGUCAUCUCAUUCGAGCCGGCCAUGAUGUUCACAUGGUUACAGGCGCUCCUGACUUUGUGUUCACUUCUGAAAUACAAUCACCAAGACUCUUAUUUCGCAAGGUUGUGUUAGACUGUGGAGCAGUUCAAGCAGAUGCUUUGACAGUUGAUCCAGUUGCCUCCUUGGAAAAGUAUUUCCAAAUGUCAGUAUUACCCCGGGCAUCAGUUUUAGCAACCGAAGUUCAGUGGCUGAACUCUAUCAAGGCUGACUUAGUGAUUUCAGAUGUUGUUCCUAUUGCAUGCCGAGCAGCUGCAGAUGCUGGAAUUCGUUCUGUUUGCGUCACCAACUUCAGUUGGGAUUUUAUCUAUGCGGAAUAUGUGAUGAUGGCUGGAUCUCACUAUCGCUCAGUCCUUCAGCAGAUUGCUGAAGAUUAUUCCCAUAGCGAGUUUGUAAUCCGUCUACCUGGGUACUGCCCAAUGCCUGCAUUUCGUGGUGUUAUUGAUGUACCCCUUGUCGUGAGGAGAUUACACAAAUCUAGAGAAGAGGUGAGGAAAGAUCUUGGAGUUCCGGAUGAUGUGAAGCUAGUAAUUUUUAAUUUUGGUGGGCAGCCAGCUGGUUGGAAGUUGAAGGAGGAGUACUUACCUGCUGGUUGGUUGUGCCUGGUUUGUGGGGCUUCAGACAAUCGGGAGCUUCCCCCUAAUUUCAUAAAGCUUGCAAAAGAUGUUUAUACGCCUGACCUAAUAGCAGCUUCAGAUUGCAUGCUUGGAAAGAUUGGAUAUGGCACAGUCAGUGAAGCCAUGGCAUACAAGGUGCCAUUUAUCUUCAUACGCCGAGAUUAUUUUAAUGAAGAACCGUAUUUGAGAGAAAUGCUUGAGUAUUACCAAGGUGGUGUGGAGAUGGCCAGAAGAGAUAUGCUCAGUGGAUGUUGGAUACCCUACCUUGAACGUGCUGUUAACUUGAAACCGUGCUAUGAGGGAGGUACCAAUGGUGGUGAGAAAUAAGGAGGCUAGUGUGGCUGAGCUUAUGAAGUCCUCCAAUGGAGUCCUUUUUUGUGAUGUGAGCUUCUUUAGGGGUGUGCAUGUUUGGGAAUUAGAGGCUAUGUCAAGCUUCAUGGAAUCCAUAUAUGGUUCUUCAAUAAGGGGGUUUGGUGAGGAUAAGAUGUGUUGGAUACCUAGCAAAGAUAAGGGGUUCAUGGUGAAUGAUUAUUAUAGAAUUUUAGUUGGCCCUACUAUCUACGGUUUUCCUUGGAGGAGUAUUUGGAAGCAGAAGAUUCCCUUUAGAGUAGCUUUCUUUGUAUGGACUGCUGCCUUAGGGAAAUGCUUGACGAUUGAUAAUUUACAAAAAAGGAAGGUGUGGAUAUUGGAUUGGUGCUACAUGUGCAAGAGUAAUGGUGAAUCAAUUGACCGUCUCUUCCUUCACUAUCCCGUUGCUUUGGAUCUAUGGUCUAUGGUUUUGGGUUUAUUUGGAGUAACUUGUGUUAUGCCGCAUGCUGUUUUGGGGCUGUUAGGGUGUUGGCAAGGUAGUUUUGGUUGUCAUCGAAAUGGUUAUAUAUGGUCCAUUGUUCCUCAUUGCUUAAUGUGAUGUCUUUGGAGGGAGAGAAAUAGUAGAUGCUUUGAAGAUAUUGAGAGAUCUAUUCCGGACCUCAAGCUAUUCUUUUUUAGAACUUUAUUGUGUUGGUUGUUUGCUUUGCAAAAACAAUCAUUCCCUUCUUUUAUUGAUUUCCUAGAUUCUUGCAAUUUUUGUAUUUGAUUUGUUGACUCCUUGUACACUCCCCGUGUACUAGGGUCUUCCUUUUUGAUAUCAAUAAAACUUUUUACUUAUCAAAAAAAAAAGAAAAGAAGUUUGCCACAUCAAUAAUUGCCUUCACUCUGUAACAAAAAGGCAGGAUAAGAGUAAUAUUCAUGCGUUUUCAAAUUUUCAACAAGUAAACUGAAACAAUUAAUAGUGUUCAAAGAUGAAAAAUGAAACCUAACAUAGUUAAGAGACAAAAUUGUAUUCUAACCUAAGUAUUUGUUGUCUUUUUAGCUGGCUGCUCAUAUACUACAAGAUACAGCUGUUGGAAAGAAUUGUGUUAGAUAAG